AUGGAUGUAGACCAGGACCGGGAAGGCUGCGGGGCACAGCCCGGGGUGAUCUUCGGACCCAUGUUCUCCGGGAAGAGCACGGAGCUCAUGCGGCGGGUGCGGCGGUUCCAGCUCGCUCAGUACCAGUGCCUGCUGGUGAAGUACGCCAAGGACACGCGCUACUGCACCUCCGGCGUCUCCACGCACGACAGGAACACCAUGGAGGCCCUGCCAGCCUGCCUCCUCAAGGACGUGUACCAGGAGGCACUGGCCUCUGCGGUCAUCGGCAUUGACGAGGGCCAGUUUUUCCCAGACAUUGUGGAGUUCUGCGAGAUGAUGGCCAAUGCUGGGAAAACCGUCAUUGUUGCCGCUCUUGAUGGGACCUUCCAGAGAAAGGCCUUCGGGAGCAUCCUGAACCUGGUGCCGCUGGCAGAGAGCGUGGUGAAGCUGAACGCCGUAUGCAUGGAGUGCUACCGAGAAGCCUCCUACACAAAGAGGCUGGGAGCAGAGAGGGAGGUUGAAGUGAUUGGAGGAGCAGACAAGUACCACUCCGUCUGCCGAGCCUGCUACUUCCGCAAGCGGCCUCAGCAGCCUGGGUUGGAAAACAAGGAGAACGUGCCCAUGGGGGUGAAGCAGCAGGACGUGGCUGCCUCCCGGAAGAUCUUUGCUUCUUGACUGCUGGGCUCCCGCAUGGGG
Molecule: messenger RNA, 675 nt
Organism: Nipponia nippon (crested ibis)
Lineage: Eukaryota; Metazoa; Chordata; Aves; Pelecaniformes; Threskiornithidae
Source: RefSeq, a predicted model, not a curated record